Cimex lectularius (bed bug) is the source of this 1706-nucleotide messenger RNA. Its product is annotated as transmembrane protein 135-like. The transcript has 9 exons. Lineage: Eukaryota; Metazoa; Arthropoda; Insecta; Hemiptera; Cimicidae. Bases 274 to 1620 code for a protein of 448 amino acids. The record is from RefSeq and is a predicted model, not a curated record.
CGGGGCUGUCAUUCCGUACUCCGUAUUGUCGGACGUCAGUUAUCUCGAAAGUUUGAGACCACUUGUCUCGUCUUCGACCGUUCCUUCGGAAUCCGUCGGAAAUUUUGUGAGAUCGCCCCUGGAAUACGAAGACAGGCGCAUCCGCGCUCGCUCCUUCCCGAUGGAUUACCACUUUUAAACGUCCCCGGUCGGAUAAUCCAGCUUUUGACGAUAAGAGAUGAACGAAUUUUAGCCAGUUGUCAAAACAAAGCGGAAAUAGAAAAAAGAUCCAGGAUGGUGUUGAGCAAAUUUCAAACGAUAGACACCACCUGCGUCGAGUACGUUCAUCCGUGGAACGAGUCGUGCUACCAAUCCGCCCUGACACUCGUCAGACCCUGCGUUAAAGAAUCCCUAAGAAUAUACGUGACGGCCUAUUUGAUAUCACUAUUGCUCAGACGCAAGGUACCAACAAAGGUUGAGCUGUAUAAGGCUCUUCUUGGGAUAAUACAAUCUAGCAUUUUUCUCACAUCACACGGCUUGGGAUUUUCAGCAUCAGUAUGUUUAGUCAGGAGGAUUAUGGGCAACUUCAAUUUUCUGACAGUGUCGUUCAUACCGUCGUUCCUCUCGAGCAUUGUGUCGAUUUUAAUUGAAAGGCCUUCACGAAGGGGUCUUCUCAGCCUGUACGUCACAAAUGUGGCUUCUGAAACAGUAUUUCGAAUGGCAGUGGAUAGGAGACUAUUCAGACCAAUUCCUUUUGGUGAAGUGUUCAUCUUUUCCGCUUCUGUGGCUACCCUUUUAUAUUUUUAUAAAGGAAUCGGUCUUCCAAAAGAUCCUAUUUAUUCUUUGCUGAAGAUGUUGGUCGGCCCCUGCGAAGAGGUGUCUUUCAAGAAACCGGAGGAAGAAGUACCCGUGUAUAGUUUAAAAUCUGAAAAGGGAAGUUGUUCUUUAGUGAACGUUCAAGCAAAACUCGUUAACGCUUGGAGGAAAUUCGUAUUUUAUUUGAAGUCUCAAUCGUCGCACCCGUCUUGCCCUCAUCAAUUCAGUUGUGCCUAUUAUACCUUAAGUGCUGGGAGCAGGCUAUUUAUAAUUGGAUAUUUAAUUCAGUUGUCGUUCAAGUACUUAUUGAAUCUUCGUAAAAUAAAAAAGAACCCUAAUCUUCUCCUGAAGAUUCCACUGAAACUCGAAAACAUGGGGCUGGCGACUUGUUUUGCAGGAUUUUCUUCAAUAUUCAGGGCAGUUAUGUGUACCAUGAGGAGACUUUAUGAUCAAGAUUAUAUCAUUCAUUCACUUCCUGCUGGCUUUUUAGCAGGGCUCUCAUUCUAUUUUUACAGAGACAACACAAUCGCUCUCUAUUUUAUGUGGAAAAUGGUUCAGAUUUGUUACAACUUGGGUAGCGAUAAAGGACAUUUUCCUAAGCUCAACUGGGCUCCGAUAUUUUUCCAUGCUUUUUCUACUGCUAUUCUUUUCCAUGUCGCCAUCUUGGAACCGCAUAACUUGAGGCCUUCUUAUUGGAACUUCCUUCAAGCGAUGUCAGGUGGAAAGAUUGCAAUUAUGGAUAGGGUGUGUAUGGACCGUUUUGGAUUAGAGUCGAGCAGACACUUGAGCGAGGUCUUGGGAAGAAAGGGAAAAGAGCAUAGAUAAUAAGAAACAAACUUUUAUGUGCAAUUACCAGAAACGAAUAAUUAUAUUUUAUCAUUACAAAAUAGGCAAUAUACUUGUGAUAUAGA